AGUUAAAGUCCACACAUCUUAAAGUUGCUAAGGUUGAGAAACACUGGUCUAAACAGUCUCUGGAAUUUAUAGCCGGCAUACCCAGAGGCUGGGUAUUUGAAUACACAUGAAGACCAAAUUAGGAAUGCUGCAAAGACUUUACUAUUCUUUCACUCACGCCUUAGAAAUGCAGGCCAAAAUUUAGCAGCCUCCUCAAUUCUAAUUUCCUGUAGACUUGAGAAACACCUACCAACCCCACGUGGGGAGAGAACAGAAAAAUGCUGAUUUACUUGAACGAAAAUCGGAAUGCAAGAGAGGAAUGCAUGCCAAGGAUGGGAACCUCCACCAGCGUGGGGAAACAUUGCGUAACGAUUCAGCGCGUCCUAUUCUUAUCCCAGAUCAGGGACACUGUUGGAUUACUUAAUCGUCCCGUCCGGUCCACACUGCACCAUUCCUCUUCAGCAGCAAAGCAACUUUUCUCCGAAUGGCUGUAUUAUGUGAACCAAGCCGGCCGCCCCGGUUUUCACGCAAGACAGAUUUCUAGAAUAGUAGCUUGCGUAGCAGAAGAGGAUGAGUCGCUCACGCCCCAAGGUAAUAGUUAUGCCCGUGUGCGAGCUGUGGUGAUGACCCGUGAUGACUCAAGUGGUGGAUGGUUACCGCUUGCAGGGGGUGGACUGAGCUGCGUCACGAUUUUCAAAGUCAUUCAACAAGAAGAAAGUGGCUGUGCUGAUUUUCUUGUACAUGGGGAGCGUCUCAGGGAUAAAACGGUGGUUUUGGAGUGUACGUUAAAGAAAGGGCUUAUUUACAAUAAGGUUACGCCAACUUUUCACCACUGGAAGAUUGAUGACAAAAAAUUUGGCCUCACAUUUCAAAGUCCUGCCGAUGCAAGAGCAUUUGAUAGAGGAAUUCGUAGGGCUGUAGAGGAUAUAUCUCAAGGUUGUCUAACCUCACAUGAUGAAAUCGAAGUGCCUACAGAUGGCUUUCCAGCAAUUCCAGAAAACACAUCAAGUUUGCUAAUGAAAGAUCAGAUUUUCCGACAUGAAUCUCUAGCAAGCAAUGAUCCUCAUAAAAGCUUAAGUAUAAGACCCUCAGUCUUUGAAGAUUUGAACACCAGAAGAUCGUAUUUCCACAGCCAGCCGAACCAGAUACCCCAGAAACCCGUCAGGAGCGUCACUUUUCAGGAUGAAGAAGAAAUUGUUCGAAUAAACCCCCGUGAUAUUUUAAUACGUCGCUAUGCAGAUUAUAGACAUCCUGAUAUGUGGAAAACUGACUUGGAUAGGGAUGAAAUAGAUUCCUCGCUGCACUGCCCUAAAGCAGACCAUAAAAAGUCUGACUAUCUGUACCCGUCUGGAGAUGGACCGAAACUGAAUUCCCUAAAAGAUUCAAAGAGUUCUGUGGUACUUAAAACACAGCCUCCUUCUAUCAAAUUAAAAAAAUCGAAAAAAAGGAAAGAGGAUGGUGAGCGCUCUCGCUGCAUAUACUGCCAGGAGAGGUUUAACCAUGAAGAGAACGGCCGGGGCAAAUGCCAGGAUGCUCCAGACCCGAUUAGAAGAUGCAUCUACCAGGUUAGCUGCAUGCUGUGUGCCGAGAGCAUGCUCUAUCACUGCAUGUCGGACUCUGAGGGGGAUUUCUCUGACCCCUGCUCCUGCGACACUAGUGAUGACAAGUUCUGCUUACGAUGGCUUGCCCUCAUCACUUUGUCGUUCAUUGCGCCAUGUAUGUGCUGCUACCUCCCACUGAGAGCGUGCCACCACUGUGGUGAAAUCUGUGGAUGCUGUGGAGGGAAACAUAAAGCUGCAGGAUGAAACAGUCCAGUGGAAAAAUUGGCUGACGAGUCUUUAUCGUUGGGAAGUAUCUAACUCAUGGAAGCGCUUGGCAAGCAGAAGGGAAAACCCACCCUGUAGGAAAGGCCUAUUGCGGAAGACGUGUCAGAACUGUUGCAUUGGACAAAUGCAAGCCAUGCCUAAUCUGCUUUUUAAGCGCAUGGAGCAAGCGGCAAAGGAGUUCUUGCGAAAUGAAAGCCUUUUCUUCCAAUUGGUAUUGGAAAGAAGUAUAAACUGCAGUCCAUACUUCAGCACUCUGUACAUUUUGUGCUAUAGGUGAUGGGGGGGGCGCUCUUUUGAAAUAAUCCAUUUGGCAGAAAAAUUAACUAAACCUGCACUAGCGAAAGCUGAUUUAAAACUAAAGGAAGUUAAUAUCUUGGCAGAGAUGAGAAAUUAAAUUGAUUUUCAGUGCAACUAAAUUACUUAUAAAUAGUUUUGGGAAACAGUUUUAUGUACAAAUAACAAAUGUUUAUAUUUAACAAAAUAUACGGUACAAAUUGUUAAAUCUUUCUUCCACUUUCCAGUUCAGCAGUUAUGGACCAUGUUUUCCAGGCACAUUCCGUGAUAGUAUUUCUCAGUUUUAAAUACCUAGUAUUUUUAUUCAGAUCGAGAAAUCAAUAUUUUCAGUCUUAUUUCCCUUCAACUACAUUUUUGUAUUAAUUUUCUUCUGUACAUUCUGGUAAUCUGAAAGCCUUUAAGUAUUAAUUAUUGUAGUCUGAUGACCAAUGUUUUGUUAAGCACAGAUAUAAUUGUCUAAUGCUCUUAUGAGAACAUAACAUUUAUUUUUAUAUAUAAAUAACUCUAAUUUCAGUGUAAUGGCAAGAUCCCCCCCCCCCACUUUUCUCACAGCCAGCAGAUUUUCUUUUAGGAUUUUCUCCUAAAAAUGUUGAUGACAGAUGUUUGGAAAAAGAAAAUUACCACUUGGAAAUUGUUUAAAAUACAUACUUAUGACUUUUUCAACUUGGUGCCAGUUAUUUCUUUAAACUAUGUUUCCAUUAUUUACUUUUAUUUGACCUACUACAAGUUAAACGUAUGCUAUAUGACAAACUGUAGUCCAGGUAGGAAAAGAAAGUGAAUUUCUUGUUGAAUGAAAAUGGAUUUUAUUUUGUCUUUGAGUUGUAGCAUAUUAAUGAAUAUGUUUAACUUAACAUUUGGCUGUGUGUUCUAAAUGCCAUUUCUGGUAAUUCCUAAAUGUUAUCUAUCAUAUGGCAUAAUAACAUAAUUAAGCAUAGAGGUUUUUUAUUAAUAAAAGUUUAAAGCAGUGGAGCAGUCAUUCAUUCAAGAAAGUUAAAGGGUGUGGAGGAGGGAGUAAAAUAUGUCUUUAAUAUGUUUUUGGAUUAAAAUUAAAAUUUCACACUUUUUAACAUCUCUGCUUCUUCAGAGAAAUAUACAUAUUUUCUUCUUAGGAUCAUGUUUCAUCAUACAAUACCCCUUCCACUAUACAUUCUACUUUUUUCAGAGCAUAGACAUCAAAACUGAACAAUUGUAUAUAACACUAUUUGUAAAAUACCUUUUUAAAAGGACAUUUAUAUUUAUAUGACAGCUUGAACUGACGACAUUGUGUACAUAGAUCAUCUUGAAGUAUUAUUUCACAUUGAAAAGAAGAGAAAUAUAUUGAUAACUAUAGAAGUUAAGAGCUUCUUUCUAGUUUUGUACUUUUAUCUACAAUAAAUAACCUAAGUCAGCAAAUGUGACCCUUUAGCAGCAGUCUCCUUUCCUGCAAUUAUUUUGUAUCUUUGAAAACUGCUGCAUAGGAUGUCUUUCAUGCUUCAUAUGGUCAGCUAAAUUUGGUUGCCUAGGCAGACUGUUAACUUUUUUCCCCGAGGGGGG
Messenger RNA from Python bivittatus (Burmese python), 3632 nucleotides. NCBI's taxonomy places the organism in Eukaryota, Metazoa, Chordata, Lepidosauria, Squamata, Pythonidae. The record is from RefSeq and is a predicted model, not a curated record.